Molecule: messenger RNA, 2083 nt
Organism: Cricetulus griseus (Chinese hamster)
Lineage: Eukaryota; Metazoa; Chordata; Mammalia; Rodentia; Cricetidae
Source: RefSeq, a predicted model, not a curated record
UCCCGGAUUGAGGGGGGCACUGGAGGCUUCUCCUCUGCCUCCUCUUUUGAUGAAUCGGAGGAUGACUUGGUGGCUGGGGGCGGAGGUACCAGCGAUCCGGAGGACAGAUCUGGAAGCAAGCCCUGGAAGAAGCUGAAUCUCUCCUUGGUCUUGCUUCCCACAGGGAACUUCCAGGCCGGCGAGGAUGGUCGGAUUCUGAAAGGUUUCUGUCAGUGUGAGCAGCGAAGCCUCGAACAGCUGAUGGAAGACCCCCUGCGGCCUUUUGUGCCUGCUUAUUAUGGCAUGGUGCAUCGGGAUGGGCAGGCCUUCAACCAGAUGGAAGAUCUCCUGGCAGACUUUGAGGGCCCCUCUAUCAUGGACUGCAAGAUGGGCAGCAGGACCUACCUGGAGGAGGAGCUGGUGAAGGCACGCGAACGGCCCAGACCCCGGAAAGAUAUGUAUGAGAAGAUGGUGGCAGUGGACCCCGGGGCCCCUACUCCUGAGGAGCAUGCUCAGGGCGCGGUCACCAAGCCCCGAUAUAUGCAGUGGAGGGAGACCCUGAGCUCAACUUCCACCCUAGGCUUCCGGAUAGAAGGCAUCAAGGUGAGGGCUAGGAGAGAGCCAGUUUGUUUGACACUCAGCAGCGUUCUGGGACUGGCACAGUGGACAAGGCUUCUUAUGGAGCAUCUUGGACUCCUGAGAAAGUACGUGGCGCGACUGGAGGACCUCCGUGAGGCUUUGGAGAACUCUCCCUUCUUCAAGACCCAUGAGGUAGUGGGCAGUUCCCUUCUCUUCGUACAUGACCACACCGGCCUGGCCAAGGUCUGGAUGAUUGACUUCGGCAAGACAGUGGCCCUGCCUGACCACCAAAUGCUCAGUCACAGGCUGCCUUGGGCUGAGGGCAACCGUGAGGAUGGCUACCUCUGGGGUCUGGACAAUUUGAUCCGCCUCCUUCAGGGGCUGGCUCAGGGCUGAUCUCAUCGGCUGCUGCUAGGCUCACUUGCAAGAUAGCACGUGUCUGGCCAGAGGAGCCCUAAGAUGCUGUCAGGCCUGCCGCUGCUGAUGGAAGAUGAGGUGCUUCAAGGUGUCUCCCAACCAGUGUGGUCUGAGGAGCUCUGGGGGACCUGGCAGCACUGGGUUCCCUUACUAUAAUUUGGAGAACAAGACAGGUAGAGAGUUGGCAUAACAUGAAUGGGGCACCCUGAUCAGCUAGGAAAGCUAAGGGAGGCAAUUGCUGAAGAGCCACAAACCCCUCCCUACGCUGGCUUCCUGAGCCCAGAGCCCCAGCGGUUGGCUUCCGUUCCCCAGAGGAUCAGGCAUCAUUUGUGAAGACCUGCGGGAGCUGCUUGUCCACCUGGGGCAGUGACAGCCCCAUUGGAGGCCAUCCAAGUGCUGAGAGGACGAGGAGGCUGUGAUGACGUGGGCCACCUGCUGGUGCUGCCUGAGGACUGGUGCCACUGCGUGCGAGCACAGCCUACCCUCCUCUGUGGACUCUUCUAGCUGCCGCAGGGCCAGACCACGGCCACAUCCACUGGUGCCAGCACUGUGACCAUCUUCCUUCCUUGGUGUGUGCCAGUGACAGUCUCAGGACUUCCUCCUUGUGCCACGGACCCCGGCGCUCUCCUGUCUCAGGAGAGUCCAGUGACAGGAAGCCAUUUCUGAGGCAGGGGAGGAGGUUUCUCCUUGGGAACUAGAGCUGCCUUGCCUCACCGAAUAAGUGCCCCUACCUACUACACACAGAAGGAACUGCCAGGUUGCCCAGAAGCACAAGUGGGCGGGGCUUCUGGCCCUAACCAUGGACUACCUGGUUCUAACCAAAGACUCCAGGACUCUGGGAUGGGCAGAAGCUGCUGUCCCUGUGCUCCAGCGCCUCUCCAGAACCUGGGCUUCCUGGCCCACACAGAUGGGCUUGGUGCGGGCAGGAACCUACCUCUUCCCUAAGCCCUGUUGUCUUCCAGGGCCCACGUCUUCCUUUUCUAUUGACUGACUUUAUAUAUAUUUAUAUAUGAGGUAGUUAGCUGGGGUCGAGCCGGGGAAUCGGGGCAAAGUGACUUUAUUCUGCCUCACGCCCACAGUGGCACCUCAAUAAACAGGACAAAGUUAA